AUGGAGGAUCAAAGACCCAUUGUUCUUUGGUCCCAUCCAAGAUCUCUUUCUACGGUUUUUGAACGACCGUUUCUUCAACGUCCUCAAGAAUUUCAUGUUAUCCAUGAACCAAUUAAUCCAAUAAGUCGUGCUUAUGUGACCAAAAACUUUGAAUUUUUGAAUCAAAUUCCGUUACCUAAACCUACUGAUCCGAUCACUUUUGUACAUCAUUUCUCACCUACUCUUAAUGAAAUUCUUGCUCCUCAUUACUAUAAUGAUGAUAAAACACAUACCUUAAGAGUUUUUGCGAAGGAACAUGCAUCCAAUUUUUUAGAUGCAUUUGAAGGAAAUCUAGACGGAAAUCCGUUAGGAUCCAAGGAAAUUCUUUCAAAAUUUAAACACACAUUCAUAAUUAGAAAUCCAGAAAAAUCCGUAAAGUUUUUUUACAAAGCUGCCAAUUCUACAUAUAAAGCUUGGGAUAAAGCCUGCACUAAGAACAUAACUGGAGAGGAUAUUGUUUUAGUAGAUGCUGAUGAUUUAGUUCGAGAACCGGAAAAAGUUUUUAGAAAAUAUUGUGAGAUGGUUAAUAUAGAGUUUAAGAAAGAAAUGCUUGAAUGGAAAGAAGAAAGGUUGAAAAUAUGGGAUUUAAAAUUGUCAGGCCCAGAUAUAGAUUAUUUGUGGCAUAAGAAUGUGAUGCAAAGUACAGGAUUUGACAAAUCAAUCAAUGGUGAAAAAGAAAUUGAAUAUCCUCAACAUGUUUAUGACUUAAUUGCUAAAAGCAAACCUCAUUAUGAUUACUUGUUUCAACAUAGAAUUAAGAUUUAA
Molecule: messenger RNA, 804 nt
Organism: Dentiscutata erythropus
Lineage: Eukaryota; Fungi; Glomeromycota; Glomeromycetes; Diversisporales; Gigasporaceae
Source: the annotation of a GenBank genome assembly